UCGUCAACUUACGGAGCUUUGUUUUCCUGAGGAAGACCAAACACGGGAAAAUGACGAUUAAAUAUUGCUAGCAGAGUAUAAUUAACAUUUAGGUUUGUUUCAUAGAUACUAUCGAUAAAACAUUACACAUUUCCAACGAUAUCCUAAUUUGGGAAAUGUGUUUAUGUGGGAGAAAAAGGACCACACAGUGAGCUAGCUAAGCUAGCUGCUCCGUGAAGCUAUCUCGGUAGGAGCGGAAGGAAUUCCAGGUUCUGGGAAGAAGGGAAUCUUUGUUGGGAUGCCUCGCGCAAGUUUGAACUGAUGUUUUUAACUAUUUAGUUUAGUCAUGGCGAGAUAAAUGUCCAGUAUGUGUUUGUAGACCGACGUGGGACAACUGUGAUACUUUUAUGUCUUAACUGUAGCGCGCUCGUUGAACCUUUAGCUAGCCACGUAGCUACCUCUGUCGGAGGACAUUUAAAAUGGCGGAAGGUUGGCCCAUUCCUCAAGCUUUUGUCGUCAUGAUGCUGUGUGUGAGUGCCUGGGCUGGAUAUUCUUCGUGCCCUGCUCCAUGUUCUUGUUCGAAAGGACAAGAUGAUUUAGAUAUAAUGGAUUGCAACAGGAAAAAGCUGUUGACCCCUCCUCAAGACGUCCCAGAAAGAACAACUCAAGUCACCAUGAAUCAUAAUGAGCUGACUGUUUUUCCCUAUCUUGGAGAAGCGUCUUCCAAUAUAACUUCACUCUCAUUAGUCCACAACAAGAUCAUGGAGGUGUCCAUGUAUCUGCUUCAACCGUAUGUCUCCCUUGAGUCCCUGGACCUUACCUCCAACUCCAUAUCUGAACUCAGAGUCGGGUCUUUCCCGUCCAUUCAGCUGAAAUAUCUGAAUUUAACAAACAACAAGAUCAGUGUCCUUGAGCCUGGCUGUUUUGAAAACAUCUCCAGCUCCCUGUUAGUGCUGAGGCUAAACAGAAACAGACUAGCUGUGCUUCCCUCCAAAGUGUUCAGACUUCCACAGCUUCAAAUUCUUGAAAUGAAACGCAACAGGAUCAAGUUUGUGGACAGCCUCACGUUUAAGGGAAUGGACUCGCUGAGGUCACUGAAAAUGCAGAGAAAUGGAAUCUCAAAGCUCAUGGAUGGGGCAUUCUUUGGUCUGACCAACAUUGAGGAAUUGGAGUUGGAGCACAACAACCUGACUGAGAUUGACAAAGGUUGGCUCUACGGUCUCCGCAUGCUGCGCGUCUUGCAAAUCAGCCACAAUGCUGUAGGAGUUAUCCGGCCAGAUGCCUGGGAAUUCUGCCAGAAGCUGGAGCAACUAGAUUUGUCCUAUAAUCACCUGACUAGACUCGAGGACACAGCUUUUGUAGGAUUGGGUCUCCUGGAGAGCCUGUACCUGGGAGAAAACUCCAUCAGUCAUUUGGGAGAGGGGGUGUUCGGUGGUCUGACAAAUCUGCGUACUUUAGAUAUCCACAACAAUGAGAUUUCUUGGGCCAUUGAAGACUCCAUUGGUCUAUUUGAAGGAAUGAAGAAGUUGAACAAUCUGGUUUUGCAACAAAACAAAAUCAAAUCUAUCACAGAGAAAGCUUUUGAGGGCCUAAAGGAGCUGGAGUAUUUGGACCUGAGCAAGAACGGCAUAAUGUCCUUACACCCUCAAGCAUUCUCCCAUUUGAAGCUCAAAGGAUUUGUCCUGAACACAAGCAGCCUGCUGUGUGACUGUCACAUGCAGUGGCUUGGGCCUUGGUUGUCGGAGAGCCAGUUUCUGCAGAGUGUUUCUGCUGUCUGCGCCCAUCCUGCAAACCUGCUUGGUCGCAACGUUCUGUCCAUCAGCCCAGAGGAGUUUGUUUGUGAUGAUUUUCCAAAGCCUCAUAUCCAGACUCACCCUGAAACCGCUGUGGUUUUGCGUGGGAGCAACGUGACUCUGCGGUGCAUCGCAUCCAGCAGCAGUGACUCGCCGAUGACCACUGCAUGGAGGAAGGAUGGGGAGGUGCUGUAUGAUGCAGAAGUGCAGAAUUAUGCUCGCUAUCAGGAAGGAGAGCUCAUCUACACCGCCGUCCUUCACCUCCUUAAUGUCAACUUCACUGACGAGGGCCGUUACCAGUGUGUGGUUUCUAACCACUUUGGCUCCAACUAUUCCAACAGGGCCAAGCUUACAGUCAACGAGAUGCCCUCAUUUCUUAAGACUCCCAUGGAUCUUACGAUCCGUACCGGGACGAUGGCCAGGCUGGAGUGCGCAGCAGAAGGUCAUCCGUCACCCCAGAUUGCUUGGCAGAAGGAUGGAGGCACUGAUUUCCCUGCUGCUCGGGAGCGCCGGAUGCAUGUGAUGCCAGAUGAUGACAUCUUCUUUAUUGCAAAUGUUAAAACCGAAGAUAUGGGAGUGUACAGCUGCACUGCCCAAAAUGCAGCCGGCAGCCUUUCGGCAAACGCUACGCUUACCGUCCUGGAAACGCCUUCCUUUGUGCGGCCGCUGGAAGACAGGACGGUGGCUCGUGGCGAAACGGCCGUACUUCAGUGUAUAGCUGGGGGGAGUCCAACGCCACGCCUCAACUGGACCAAAGACGAUGGCCCGUUGGUGCUAACCGAGCGCCACUUCUUUGCUGCCGCCAAUCAGCUUCUGAUCAUAGUUGAUGCGGGUCCAGCCGAUGCUGGGAAAUACACAUGCAUCAUGUCCAACACUCUGGGAACUGAGCGCGGCCACAUCUACCUGAGCGUCUUACCGUCUGCAAACUGCGAAACUGGAGCAGGCUACGACCCGGACGGCUGGACCACUGUGGGCAUCGUGGUGAUCGUGGUGGUGUGCUGCGUGGUUGGAACGUCUCUAGUCUGGGUCAUUGUCAUCUAUCACAUGCGCAGGAAGACUGAGGACUACAGUAUCACCAACACCGAUGAGAUGAAUUUGCCAGCAGAUAUUCCCAGCUAUCUGUCCUCUCAGGGAACGUUGUCAGAGCCUCAGGAGGGCUACAGCAGCUCUGAGGCCGGCAGCCACCAGCAGCUCAUGCCCCCCCUCUCCAACGGCUACAUCCACAAAGGCACAGAUGGUGUGUGUUAUGGCGACGUGAGCGGCGAGUUGGAACCUGAAGGAAACGGCAUGCUGCACUGCAGGGUGGGCUCUCUGUUCUCAGGCCGCAACAGCUUCCAUCCUGGGGAGGCUCAUGAGGGUCUAGUUGGAAUCCCCGCAGGUGGGCCGGGUUCUGUGGUCAUCUGCUCCGACUGCUACGACAAUGCCAACAUUUACACUCGUACGCGGGAGUACUGCCCUUACGCGUAUGUGGGAGAGGAUGAUCCUCUGGGAAGGGCUACACCGGGCUUAAAGGAAAGCCUCGGUGAGCAUGCCCAGCAGGAAGACGCCACGCUGAAGGGCCUCAUCAGCAACCGCGACUCCUCAGUCUUUCUGGGCUCAAAUGACAAAGUGCUGGGCGGCCACACCCCCUCACACCACUACCUUAAUGAUUUCCUCAGUAGAUCUUUCUGGACGGAGGGAGAAAACCCAUCCUCAAAGCUCCAACCGGGGGGGUCUUCCCUCCCCGUGACUGUUCACAGGACACAUUCUGUGACUUCUGCUGCCGACGGUGCGGCGGAACAGACUGAAGCCACGGCUAGCCACUUCCCAAGUUUUUGCACCCAGGACCAUAGAAGUGCCUCAAACAGGACUAACCCCGACGAGCAUCCGACUCAGACAUAGGCCAUUUUACACUCUUGCCACAUUCUUCCUCCGAAUUGUUGCUGCAACCCCGUUGUCCCGACCCCAUCUCGACCCCCUCACCCACUACCUCCAAACAGACUCCUCACAUUCUGCCAAAGAUGCUGUCUUGUAUGUUUACAUUACCGCCGCACUCAAGAUGGCCCGCUAACACCCUCCACUGUGUAAAGACCGCUGCAUCAAAUUGGAUAAAUAGAAAAGUGAUUGAAAUGACCUUGUUGGCACCCCCCACGUUUCCUUUUAGUAGCCAUGUCCGACGCUGCCAAGAGAGGACUCAGAGUCUCGCUAGCAUCUUCACAAGCCCGCUCCUCAGCGGCUGCUGCUAUUGAGUUUCCUCGUGGUACAGAACUUUUUCGGGGCAGCCCUAAUCAUAUUUAGAGAAGCAACUCUUACCAAGUGGGGGGAAAGUUGAUCAAACUUUGGAUGUAGCACCCUGACCAGCAGUUCCUGAUUAUCAGAAAACAACAUGGAAAAGCUUACCUCCAACAUUCCUACAGCCAUUCUGAGUGACUCUUAUGCAAAUGUGGUGUGUAAAUCAGUAUAUAUGAAUAUAUCCUAUAUUAGCUUCAUCAGUUCUUAGUUUUGUUCCAUAUAAAGUGAAGUUGUUGAUUCCAUAAUGUUAUGUUCAGAAUAAUGAACAAGUCUAUAUUUUCUUUGCACAUGAGACAAUCCAUUUUUCUGCCUUUUUUCCUUACAGCUAUUUAAUGGAUGGCCUUUAGGAUUUCUCAGUAACCUUCAUGAUGUUGUUUCUUCACAGUAUGCACUGAUUGUUUGAUUUUGGCCUCUUAGUGAUAUGUUACAGGCACUUGAUGGUGGCAAACAUUAUGCAGUUUACAUGGAUUACAUCAUAGGGAUCUAUUGUCCACUUUUCCGCUCAAAGCAUUUAAAUGAUCCAUCCAUUCAUAUUGAGUGUGCCUUGGUUUUUGCUCUGGACUGUGAAAAAAAAAGAAUGUAUUGUAAUAUUUUAUAUAUGUACAUACUGAGUUCCAUACUCCUGUAAAUUUUCAGAGAAUUUUAAAAACCUGCCUUUUUUUUUUUAACACAAGUCGACAUCGUCCCUACAUUAUUAUCACAUGGAUGUGUUUAUCAGUAUGAACUGAUAUUAUCUGGUGGUGCUUUCUCUAAAAUGGAAAAGUGUCAACGUUCAGUUUAGAAAUGGAGAUGCCUCUCCUGUAAAUGAAUGUAGAAUUGUCUUCUUCUUCUUGUUGUUGCACUUCAGAGUUACAGAUGUGACUAACCUUAUACGCAGCUCACGUUUGGUCCGUUUGUUUGAAAAGCAACUUCCCGAUGUCAGUCUCUGUUGGGUCACCCGUCGGUGAAUGCAGCAUCAGAAAUGCCACCAUGUGAUGUAGCAGCAUCUCUUCAUUUUUGUGAUCAGUGUCGUGAUUCACCUCGUACCUUUCCUUCCUCAGCGGUACACGGACAUGCUCUGGAUUCCACGAGUCUUUGCUUUUCCAUUUGGUUGAAUUUAUACUUGGACCACAUUUUAACCUUGAAGUUUGUUUGUUUUUUACAUUUGAAGACCAAAAAAAAAAAUCUCAGAAUGCUGUUUCUCUGGAUUUGGUUUUGCUGGCCAAAGUCAGUACAAUGCCUUUCUUAACCCUUUAACACUGGAGCUCCAGUGUUUAUGUUCUUUGAUUUACUCUAAGUUUUCAACUGUAAACACGAUCCACUUAAUUGCAGCAGAUUGUGAAGGAGAAAAGCGGCUGCAAUUAAGUGGAUUGUAUUAACAGUUCAAAAGUUCCAGUAUGUUAAAGAUUUUGUGUUUGUGCAGUAUUUUUCACCAACAGCCUAAAAUCACAUCUGAUCCUCCUAUGGCUCUAUACCAAAGUUUAGCAGUUAUAAUGUUCAUGUUUAGUGCUGCUUUUUUGAAUUAUUUACAUGUUGCUUGAUUUUUUUUUUUUAAUUAUCCUUUAAAUUGUACAUUCUGUAAAGCAUGUCUAAACAUUCUUUUGUUACACCACCUUUACUCAUAUUAAAAAUGACUUCUCGUA
Oryzias melastigma (Indian medaka) is the source of this 5665-nucleotide messenger RNA. RefSeq names its product leucine-rich repeats and immunoglobulin-like domains 2 (gene lrig2). The coding region runs from base 459 to 3653 and encodes 1064 amino acids. NCBI's taxonomy places the organism in Eukaryota, Metazoa, Chordata, Actinopteri, Beloniformes, Adrianichthyidae. The transcript has 18 exons. Gene Ontology annotation, molecular function: protein binding. The record is from RefSeq and is a predicted model, not a curated record.